UAAUGAUAUAUGAUUAGAAAGGUAGGUAUGGAAGAAGUGAUGGAUACUUCAAGGUUGGACUCGUCAGAAGCUCAUCUCGAAAAGUUCGCCAAGGCCAAGAGAGAGCAACGAUUAAUCUAUGAUGUCACCGGUCAUCUCAUUACGAGAAUAAAAUCCGAGCUGGAAGAAUUGAAACCUGAAAAUGACGUAGAUAUAGACCCAUCAUCGUUGUUAGAGAAGAUGAAACUUCUUGAGGGGAGAAUCGAGAGCCUCACGAGUGACUUGCUUAGAAAGAAAAUGAAAGUGGCGUUCUUUGGAGGAACCAGUAGCGGGAAGACAACUACCCUGAACGCCAUGAUUGGCCGAGAACUUCUCCCAUCGGGAAUGGGCGAUACGACAAGCUGCUUCAUUCAGAUCGAGAAGAUGGGUAUUGUUUCUGAGAGCAAAGGCGCCUCAUGUCCUGAAGAACGAAAUCAUUUCGUCAGCAACUGCAGCACAAACUCAACAAUGGACAAUGAAAAUGACGACAUCCCACGAACGCCUUCUUAUUUUGUUGUUAGAGAAGUCGAGUGUAGGGAGAAAGAAGCGUCUCUUCAUUCGCUCCUAGAAGACAGACAGCCUCUCGAUUCAGAGGCCUUGGAAGAUCUGUGCGACGCCAAGUCGAUUCGCUCUUUGGAUGCGACCUAUCUCAUAGAAAUACACUUGUCAGGUGACGAAGUAACAAACGACAACCUUCUGAAUUAUGACCUUCAGAUCAUGGAUUGCCCAGGUAUCACGAAAUGUCGAGAGCUCGGUGACAGGGUGAAAACCUUCUGCGCAGACUCAGAUGUCCAUGUCUUUAUUGUGAAUCCCAAGACUGUCAUGUCACCAGAAGAACGGGAUCACUUUGUCGAAGUAGGCAAGCGUCUUCCUAAGCCUGACAUCAUUGUAGGUUACACUCAGUGGGACUUAGCAGCGAGAGAAAGACGCCCUGAAGAGGUUAAAGCCCGACACGUCGACUCAGUGUUUGGUAUGCUGAAAGAACUCGAUGUCGUAAGUACGAGAGAAGAAGCACAGGAAAGAUGCUUCUUUUAUUCUGGUAGAGAAGCAUUGGAUUUGGCUAUUGGCGAGAAAGAGUAUUUGGUCAAAGGUUGGGAAAAGCGAAGAGAAGAUUUCAAGAGGUUCAUUUCCAAAAUAGAGGAGAGAGCCACCUCUUCUGGUAUGACUGCCAAAUUGAAAAUCAAUCGAGACACAUGCCAAGAGAUCUUAUUACAGUGCUUCAAAAGCCUUGAAGAAGUUAUUGCAGAGAUCCAGAAACGGAUGUCAGAUGGCCGAGUAAACAUGGACAAUAUGACGAAGAGUCUAGAAUUAUUUCAGAUAAAACGAGCCGAGUUUGUAAAAGAAAGCGAUGACAAGAAAGACAACGCUUUGAAGGUGAUCUCUGAAUCGGUAUUGCACUGUAUGAAUGAAGUGAGUAAGAAAAUGACCCAGACCUUGAAAAGGAGCUCCGUGAUCAACAGAUUUGAGGAAGAUCAGGUUCAUAGAUACGCCGAGAACGCCCUCAUGAAUUGGUAUCGCAAGAUGCUAGCUGAGUUUCAGCGCGCUACGGAAAAGGUCUGUGAUGACUACUCAUUUGGUAUCCUUGAAUUGUAUGAAAAACACAUGAAAGACUUCCCCCAUCAAGCACCGAGGGCAUUUCAAAUUCGUAUGAAACAGCUUGAAGAAGAAGCCGAGAUUCCAGAGGGUGCGCUCCAGAGGGCGCUAACAGGGAUCACCGAGAGAGCUGUAUGGUCAUCGUUUGCUUCAAGACGCAGAAGGAUCAGCGCAGUCGAAACCGAUGAAGAACGUAAUAUUUUACUGCGCAGAAUCGCGGCGGCAGCCGGGGUGUUUUUCACUCAAGUUCGACAGUGGAUCAGAGCCUCUAUUGAAAGUAAAUUGGAGAAUCUUACGUCAUCACAACAAAAUUCUCUCAUUUGUCUCGAAGACGUGAAGAAACGAUGCUACGAGGCUGUGGAAGCAUUUUGCAACAGUGCUGAUGUGUAUUACACUGAGUGUUGUACACGUGAUGUGGAGCAAGGGUUGAAAGUCCAGCUCGCAACACAAGAAAGGAAAAAUGAACAGAUGAAACUUCUUUCAAAACACAUGACGAAUCUCAAGGAAGAGGCAGAUCAUAUCCGUGGCAGAUACAAUAUGGACAUGAUGGACGACAAGGAACCAAUAACAGCAUGAACAGUGAUCGUAUUGGAGAAGACUCCAGAGGAGGAAUGAGUUGAUAAUCGACUGAAGUAGGGUGGAAAGUAGGAGGAAAUAGUCGGGAGGGAGAAUACAUCUGCCUCAUUUAUAGUUUACAUGAUCACAACACGGCAAUUGGAACUGUAUUCAUAUAUGCAUAUCCCAUUAUUGUUACAAGCACACAAACACAGUUUCCACAUUCGAAUGUGUAUAUUCCUUUGUUUUGUGUAAAUACAUUUCUUCCUAAAGGAAAUAUUGAUAUAUUACAAUGAAAUUGCCAUUCUAUUGACGUGCUUCCCUUUUAAAAGCAUAAUAAUCAUAAUUUUAAUGUAUAAUGAUAUCCUUACUUUAGAUGUUUUUUAAGAGUGCAUAUUUUUGAUAUCGGGUGUCUCAUUUUAAAUAACUAUAAAUUAUCAAUCUUUGUAAUAUGAAAUGUAUAACUGUCAACCAUUUUAAUCUUUACAUCAUCCGACCUUGUAAAAUAUACAAUACCGUUGUAAUAAAAGAUUAAAUUGUAUUGAAAUUGAAAAGUUGUAUAGUGUCAAUGACCAAGGGUCAGACGUAUAUAAAACACAUAUUGUUGUAAUGUUCCCCCAUGUACCUGCGUACUAUGGAGAAUCGAUUAUCAUUGUGUUUUAUAAUAAAACUUAUCUUAAUCAGUCUUUGAUCUUUUGAUAAUACAACGGCUAGAUGAAAUAGUCUUUAUUUCCUCAUCUCCUCAGAUUUUGGCCAGUCUUGAUAUUUUUACACAAUAACUUCUAUUCACACUUUGCCUUUACUUUGUCAUUUAUUUAAUACAAAUGCGGUAUGUUCAGUUUGAAGACAGGGGACUCGUUGAUUAUUGUGUAUAUA
This is a messenger RNA of Lytechinus variegatus (green sea urchin), 3042 nucleotides long. Its product is annotated as transmembrane GTPase fzo-like. The coding region runs from base 10 to 2187 and encodes 725 amino acids. Gene Ontology annotation, cellular component: mitochondrial outer membrane. The record is from RefSeq and is a predicted model, not a curated record. Gene Ontology annotation, molecular function: GTPase activity. The transcript is spliced from 16 exons. Gene Ontology annotation, biological process: mitochondrial fusion; mitochondrion localization. NCBI's taxonomy places the organism in Eukaryota, Metazoa, Echinodermata, Echinoidea, Temnopleuroida, Toxopneustidae.